UCUGUGGGAGAAGAUGAUCUGCAGGAUCCUUCUGCUCAUCAGCCUGACCUCCUGUGUCUCUGGAACAUUUAAAGUGAAAGUGAAACAGACCUCCUAUCAGGCAGAGGAGAACCACAACAUCACACUGGAAUGGAUGUUUACAACCAAACCUGACAGUUCCUCCACCUCACUGAUCAUCUACUGUGACAUGUUCACUGAUCACAAUGUCUCAGUCCUGUAUCAUGUACAUGAGGGUGUUGAGGUCCCAGAGUCUCAGGAUGAACAGUUUGCAGGACGAGUUCAGAGUGACAAAGACGCCCUCAGAGAAGGACGAAUCAGACUUCAUAUGUCCAGACUCAGGACUGAAGACUCGGGUCUGUACAUAUGUGAAGUGAAAACAGAUGAUGGUGUGGGCUCUGACAGAUGCCUCCUCAAUGUCACUGCAGCUGUUGAUCAGCCAGAACCUCAGAAACCUACUGAGAGACCACAACCAGAGAGUCAGGGAAGGAUCGGCCUCUAUGUUGGACUGACAGCAGCUGGACUCGCUGUCUGUGCUGGACUCUGCUUGGCCUUCAGACGUUAUUUUACUAAACCUCUUAGUAAGACAGAUAACACGGCUGCAGAAGAAUAG
Molecule: messenger RNA, 610 nt
Organism: Scomber japonicus (chub mackerel)
Lineage: Eukaryota; Metazoa; Chordata; Actinopteri; Scombriformes; Scombridae
Product: butyrophilin-like protein 8
Exons: 4
Coding region: 14-610 (198 amino acids)
Biological process (GO): T cell costimulation; negative regulation of T cell proliferation; immune response
Cellular component (GO): external side of plasma membrane
Source: RefSeq, a predicted model, not a curated record